Molecule: messenger RNA, 1374 nt
Organism: Strigops habroptila (Kakapo)
Lineage: Eukaryota; Metazoa; Chordata; Aves; Psittaciformes; Psittacidae
Product: thiamine transporter 2-like
Exons: 4
Coding region: 169-1242 (357 amino acids)
Biological process (GO): vitamin transport; transmembrane transport
Cellular component (GO): plasma membrane
Molecular function (GO): thiamine transmembrane transporter activity
Source: RefSeq, a predicted model, not a curated record
UAGGUUACAAACCGGGUUUUCCCAGUUUGGACAUACUCCUACCUUGCACUCCUUCUCCCAGUCUUCCUCAUUACAGACUAUGUGCGCUACAAGCCCGUCCUCCUCCUCCAGGGCAUCAGCUUCAUCAUCACGUGGCUCUUGCUCCUCUUCGCACAUGGAGUGGUGGCCAUGCAGAUAGUGGAAUUCUUCUACGGCAUGGUGACAGCCGCCGAGGUCGCCUAUUACGCCUACAUCUACAGUGUUGUCAGCAGCGAUCACUAUCAGAGGGUGACGAGCUAUUGCAGAAGUAUCACUCUGGUUGCAGCCACAGUUGCUGCCGUGCUGGGACAGCUGCUCGUGUCCUUAGCAGAUGUAUCCUACUUUCACCUUCACGCCAUCACUUUGGCUUCUGUGUCCCUGGCAUUCCUGUGUUCGUUUUUCCUCCCAAUGCCCCAAAAGAGUAUGUUCUUCCACAGGAAAGAGAUCUCGGAAACUCUCCCAGGAAUAGAGAAAACGGUGGCUACAGUCAGCUCCGACAGGCCACCGAGCUGCCAAGAGGACAAGAGCUCUCCAUCUGCUGACAGGGCACCAGCACUUGAACAGCAGACUGGUAAUGCCAAGCCACAGAAUCAUGUGCUCAGGGUUCUGGUGCAGCUGAGCAAGGACUUGAGGGACUGCUACAGCUCUAGGAAACUUCUCUACUGGUCCCUGUGGUGGGCUCUGGCUACAGCAGGCUUUAACCAGGUGCUGAAUUACAUCCAAGUGCUGUGGGACUUCAGAGCCCCCUCUCACAGCUCUGCAGUGUACAAUGGAGCUGUUGAAGCAAUUGCCACUUUUCUAGGCUCAGUAACAUCUUUCAUAGCACAAUAUGUGAAAAUUAAUUGGGACCUUUUUGGAGAACUGGCUUUAGGGAUCUUCUCUACAAUAGAUGCUGUUUCUCUGCUUCUCAUGCACUUCACUACCAACAUCUGGGCAUGUUAUGCUGGCUAUCUCAUUUUCAAAGCAUGCUAUAUGCUGCUCAUAACAAUAGCAACGUUCCAGAUCGCAGUCAAUCUGAGCAUGGAACGGUAUGCCUUGUUGUUUGGAUUCAACAACUUCAUUGCACUGGUGAUUCAGACCAUUCUUACAGUAGUUAUUGUAGAUUCAAGAGGCCUGGGACUGGACAUAGUGAAUCAGUUUUUAAUUUAUGGCAGCUACUUUGCAGUCAUAGGUGGAAUUUUCUUGAUCAGAAGCAUUUGCACACUUGUCUCAAGCAAAUGCUAAAGGAGAAUAACAAGAUCUUAUGAAGAGCAUCUGUAACUGGCUAUAUGACAUGGGUGUAUGGGUCAGGCAGACAACCUCACAUGGCCACGCCCUCACAGGAGAAGAGCUUCUACUGCAGCAUGCAGGGAACAG